Messenger RNA from Varanus komodoensis (Komodo dragon), 2527 nucleotides. RefSeq names its product zinc finger protein 2 homolog. Gene Ontology annotation, molecular function: DNA-binding transcription repressor activity, RNA polymerase II-specific. The record is from RefSeq and is a predicted model, not a curated record. Lineage: Eukaryota; Metazoa; Chordata; Lepidosauria; Squamata; Varanidae. The transcript is spliced from 6 exons. Gene Ontology annotation, cellular component: nucleoplasm. The coding region runs from base 287 to 2422 and encodes 711 amino acids. Gene Ontology annotation, biological process: negative regulation of transcription by RNA polymerase II.
CGCAAAUCCUGCAUGUGGGCGGGAGGCUCCCCUUGAUUUCUGUUGGAUUCGCUGGAGAAACAGCAACCAAAGGUGGACAAAAUCAGACGAAGGUGGGAGAGGGAUCGCCAAGGCAGCUGCUGCUGCAGAUUUGGAGUGACUCCAAACGGCAGGAAUUUUUUUUCCAGUUAUUUAAUGGAUUGCUAUUGCCAUUGCAUAGCUAAAGGUCAGAAAAGAGCUGGAGCCGACCCUGUGAUUACUUGUUUGCAGACAGAAUUAACUGGUUUUGUUGGAACACGGAUCAAAGAUGGCAGAGCAAAAUUCAGCUGGCCCUAAAGCACAAAGCGAACGUGGUGCCAUUAAGACUGGGAACAAUGAGGAAUUCCUGGAAAGAACUGCGGAGAAGAUCCAGGGUGAGGAGCAGGUCAGCUCACAUUUGCAGCUCCAGCAUUUUAGGCAAUUCUGCUAUGAGCCAGCUGAGGGCCCCCGAGAAGUUUGCAGCCAGCUGCACAGUCUUUCCCGGGAGUGGCUGAAGCCGGAGCGACACACCAAGAACCAAAUGCUGGACCUGGUGAUCCUGGAGCAGUUCCUGGCCAUCCUGCCGGCGGAGAUGGCCAGCUGGGUGAGGAAAUGUGGAGCGGAGUCCUGCUGCCAGGCGGUGGCCCUGGCGGAGGGCUUCCUCCUGAGCCAGGCCGAGGACAAGAAGCAGGAGGAGCAGCAGGAAAACCGCCUGCUUGCGGAAGUGAUCCCGGAGUUCCCUGCAGGAGAGAAAGCCCAGUCGGAUACCUGGCAGAGGCCCCCACAAAGGGUUCUCAGCCAGCGAGGUCGUGGGCAGGCCACCUUGGAGGGGGCUGGACUGACGCUUGCAGCAGCUGCUCCGCCGUCUCUGCCUCUUCCUGAUGGCGUGGAACCGGAUCAGGGACCUGUGACUUUCGAGGAGGUCGCCGUGUGCUUCACGCCGGAGGAGUGGGCCCUGCUGGAUGCUGGCCAGAGAGCCCUGCACCGGCACAUCAUGGAGGGGAACCUUGGGAUCGUGGCUUCUCUCAAAGAAGGCAGAUGGGAAGAGGAAAAGAGAAGAGAACCAUGUGGAAUGUCACGAAAAAGAGGGAAAUGUAAAGAAAGCAUAGAGCAGAGAAGGAAAACGAAAGUUAAUUGCAGUAGGAGAAAUCAUUCCUUUGAGGACAAUGGCUACCAUGAUCUUGCAAUUCUAGAAGAAAUACAGACAAGGCAGCCAAAUGAGGAGUUCCAACUCAUCAGGAAAAUAUUGAAUUCUGAAUCAAAAAAUAAAGCUCAUGCCAAAAUUCAUACAUUGAAGAAACCAUAUAAAUGCCUGGAAUGUGGAAAGAGCUUCAGUCGGAACACACAUCUCACUUCUCAUCAAAGAACGCACACAGGGGAGAAACCAUAUGCAUGUUUGGAAUGUGGAAAAAGCUUCAGUCAUAAGACAAAUCUUACUUGUCAUCAAAGAACUCACACGGGAGAAAAACCAUAUACUUGUUUGGAGUGUGGAAAAAGUUUCAGACAGAAGAAAAGUCUCAUUGAACAUCAAAGAAUUCACACAGGGGACAAACCAUAUAAAUGCUUGGAGUGUGGGAAGAGCUUCAGUAGGAAAAGAACCCUGACUCGCCAUCAAAGAAUUCACACAGGGCAGAAAAUAUAUAACUAUCUUGAGUGUGAAAAGAACUUUUUUCAUAAGAUAAGUUUAACUUUUCAUAAAAAAACUCACACUGCAGAAAAAACACACUGUUGUUUAGAAUGUGGAAAGAGUUUCAGUCAGAAGACAAAUCUCACUUCUCAUCAACAUAUUCACACUGGGGAGAAACCAUUUAAGUGCAUGGAGUGUGGAAAGAGCUUCAGGCAUAAGAAAACUCUCACUUCUCAUCAACAUAUUCACACAGGAGAAAAACCAUACAAAUGUUUGGAGUGUGGGAAGAGCUUCAGGCAUAAGAAAACUCUGACUUCUCAUCAGAGAAUCCACACACGGGAGAAACCAUAUAAAUGUUUUGAGUGUGGAAAGAGCUUCCGUCAGAAGAUAACUCUCACUUAUCAUCAAAGUACGCACAGAGGGUACAAACCAUAUACAUGUUUGGAGUGUGGAAAAAGCUUCAGUCGGAAAAUAAUUCUCACACACCAUCAAAGAACCCACACAGGGGAGAAAACGUAUACAUGUUUCGAAUGUGGAAAGAGCUUCCGGCAUAAAUCAACUCUUACUUCUCAUCAAAGAAUCCACACAGGGGAGAAACCAUAUGAAUGUUUUGAGUGUGGGAAGAGUUUCAGUCGGAAAACACAUCUCACUUCUCAUCAAAGUACUCACAGUGGGGAGAAACCAUAUAAUUGUUUGGUGUGUGGAAAGAGCUUUGGUCGAAAGACAUAUCUCACUUCUCAUCAAAGAACACACGUGGGAGAAGACAUAUUGUUUUGCAUGUGGAAUGAGUUUCAGUGAGGAGAAACUUCAUUGUAUAUAAAGAAACUCACAUAGGUGAAAUAAUAUACGAGGGGGGGCCCAAAAAGUAGGAAUUUAUUUAUUAAAAUUGUGUAUUUAUUUUUG